AUGGCUUCUUCUUCAGAAGAGGAUGCUCGCUACCCAUUUGUCCAUCUGGGUGACCUUGAUGAUACCCCGCAAACCUGGGAGCAAGUUAGAAGGCGCGAAGCAGGGCUGAAAAAGAACUUCAGUAUCAAUGAGCUUCGCGCACUUCUUGAAUACCAUGCCUAUGGUUUUCAGUUCACGAGACCUCCUGCUCGAAAGCAGAACUACAUUGAUCUCCUGCACAAGACGCUAUACUACACUCAAACAGGUUUAGCGAAUGAGGCAGCCUUCACAGAACGAGGCAUUAUCUGUGCUGGACCCGUGGGCCCAGGAACGAUCUCAAAAGAUGUCCGAGAUGCCAAGGGCCUUCCAAGCUGGUACUUGAAUGAGGAAGCUGCGCUGGGUAAGAUUCAGCCACAUCUGUCGCUACGUUCAGUACCUGGUGACAGCCAAAGCAAGCCUGGUGCAAAAGCUGUAUGCUAUGAAAUUGCUCCGGAAAGACCAUUGUACUCGGACGCGAGUCAGAUCGCUAAUGAGAAUCUAGCUCAUCCACAAAAAUCUAUGUCCGUGGACACUGUACCCUCAAAAGAUCCCCCGGCCACUCGCAAACCAUCAGAUGCCUCGGAAGUUCAUAAUUCCACAGAGAGCCGGCAGACUAUCAUGAUAUCUGAUGAUACUGACGAUAUCCCUGUCCAUUCUAGGGCUGCUAAUAUAACAACCGAAAAGCGUUACGCUGAUAAGCGUAUUUCGCGCAUGACUACAGAGCACGUCCAGAAAGCCCUCACUGCUGUCGCUUAUUCUGGGCUUCAAACUGUUCCUCGUGCGUUUUUGCAUCCUACGCCUUUCCUUCUCGCUACCAAAGACAGAGAUCUUCUGGAAUCCUUGACGCAAAAGAGCGUUGCUACUUUACAUGUUAAUGUAAGGUUCGUUGGCAAUGAGAAGUACAGCAUCGUCGAGGAUGGUGAUAGCCUUAAGUAUUGUGGCCGGGGUCCUAUAUGGAAGGAUAAUUCGUGCUUCUGGGAUUCAAUCAUAGUCUCGUGUCGCAUGCUCAAUGCAGGUUCGACCUAUCUUGAUCGAGGAGUCUUGCCAGGCGCUUGGGAGGAUGAGCUCACAACAAUCCAACGGGCAUUUCUGGACGUGCUCCGAAUGGAUUGGGACUUCUUUGAUGAGAGAACCAGCUUUGCACAACGAGACAUGUUCUUGGAACUCUUCCACCGCGAAUCGAGCGAUGAAGGAAUCAAGCCCAAACCUAAACCCAAAGGCGAAAUGGACUCGCCUGCAGCUCGCUGGAACGAUAUUGCUGGGCCAUUCAACCAGUUCUCCUUCCGAGCCCACAUACGAAGCCAGCCGUGCAGCUGUCAAAAUCGAGGUCCAAGCUGCACGUCGACAAAGGAUAUGCGCUACAUCACUCCCCCGUAUCGAGAACCUGACAGAAAGGGCGUCACCAUUAGCAAUCUUCUCCAGCGCUGGUCGCAUUUCAUCCGGCCACAUUGUUCACGAGGAGGUAGGAAGACGACAAAUGUCAUCCACGGCAAUCUGCCUCUUCGACUGGUGGUGCAAAUCACAGCCGGUACCAGGCUCUUGGAUCACACCUCUCAAGAUAUAUCGUUUUCCUACACCAGGAUGGAUCCAGCCUCGGGCAAAGAGUCCCCUGAACAUGUAUGUUACAGGUGGCUAGGAGGUAUCUACUGCUCCGGAGCCCAUUUUCGUGUCUACUGGAAUGACUCUGCUUGGGGUGCUAAGAUUGUAGAGAGCCUUCAAGUAUACGACGGAAGACAAGCAGCCGGCGCCAUCAUUGGUAAUGUACCUCCAGCCAGUGAGUUAGAGCCAAUUCCCGGUUACUGGAUGAAGUAUUGCCCACCACUUCUGUUCUACGAACAAGUCGUCAAUCCUGAUCCUCUCGCACUGGAAGCGGCACAAGCUGUCAUUACUGAGAUAGUCAUAUCGCAGUCUCAGCGAUCAGCCUUUCCACGCACCUUUUUCCCUCCAUCCUCAGACAGCGCACCAAGCACCAUCCCCGUAAAUGCUUUGUUACCCCAUGAGCUGCCAGAAGCGGUGCUGAAGUUCGCCACCGAUAUCGUCCAGCGGCUCGCCAAGGAAAAGGCCCAAUGA
Endocarpon pusillum Z07020 is the source of this 2088-nucleotide messenger RNA. RefSeq lists its product as uncharacterized. The coding region runs from base 1 to 2088 and encodes 695 amino acids. The record is from RefSeq and is a predicted model, not a curated record. The transcript is spliced from 3 exons. NCBI's taxonomy places the organism in Eukaryota, Fungi, Ascomycota, Eurotiomycetes, Verrucariales, Verrucariaceae.